Messenger RNA from Elgaria multicarinata webbii, 2796 nucleotides. It is a transcript of the gene SLC25A10, whose product is annotated as solute carrier family 25 member 10. The coding region runs from base 78 to 938 and encodes 286 amino acids. Gene Ontology annotation, molecular function: thiosulfate transmembrane transporter activity; succinate transmembrane transporter activity; sulfate transmembrane transporter activity. The record is from RefSeq and is a predicted model, not a curated record. The transcript has 11 exons. Gene Ontology annotation, biological process: oxaloacetate transport; malate transmembrane transport; phosphate ion transmembrane transport. NCBI's taxonomy places the organism in Eukaryota, Metazoa, Chordata, Lepidosauria, Squamata, Anguidae.
UGUGGAGCAGCGGCGAGCCCAGUUCCUCGGGGCACAGGGAGGGCAGGCGGGCAGGCACGCAAGCAAGAGCCGGCGCGAUGGCGGAGAAGCGCGUGUCCCGCUGGUACUUCGGGGGGCUGGCCUCGUGCGGGGCGGCCUGCUGCACCCACCCGCUGGACCUACUCAAGGUCCAUCUGCAAACCCAGCAGGAGGUGAAGAUGCGCAUGAUGGGGAUGGCGGUGCGUGUGGUUCGCAAUGACGGCUUCAUAGCACUCUAUAAUGGGCUUAGUGCCUCCCUUUGCCGACAGAUGACGUACUCCCUCACCCGCUUUGCCAUCUAUGAGACCGUGCGGGACCACUUGAGCCAGGGUGCCCAGGGGCCAAUGCCCUUCUACCAGAAGGUGCUGCUAGGUGCAGUAGGAGGUUUCACGGGCGGGUUCGUGGGGACCCCAGCUGACAUGGUGAAUGUCAGGAUGCAGAACGACAUGAAACAGCCGGCAAAUCUGCGGCGCAACUACUCACAUGCUCUGGACGGGUUGUAUCGAGUGUUUCGCGAAGAGGGGUUGAAGAAAUUGUUUUCGGGGGGAACAAUGGCAUCAAGUCGAGGGGCCCUGGUUACUGUUGGACAGCUCGCCUGCUACGACCAAGCUAAGCAGUUGGUUCUUGGCACUGGUUUGCUCUCUGACAACAUCGUUACCCAUUUCUUGGCCAGCUUUAUUGCUGGAGGAUGUGCCACAUUCCUAUGUCAGCCCUUGGAUGUGCUAAAGACACGGCUUAUGAAUUCUCAAGGCGAAUAUCGGGGUGUCAUGCACUGCGCAAUGGAGACUGCCAAACUUGGACCAUUGGCUUUUUAUAAGGGCCUGGUUCCUGCUGGUAUCCGCUUGGUCCCUCACACUGUGCUCACCUUUGUCUUCCUGGAGCAGCUGCGCAAAUAUUUUGGGAUCAAAGUGUUGGCCUGAGGGAGAAAGGGUCUGCCUAGUUAGAGACAUAAAGCACGGCUGGGGAGAUGGGGGACAGGGGCCUGGAAAGUGGGAUUCCCCAAUCCCCAGGCACCAGACACGACUCCUUGUCAAGAUGCUGCUGUCCUACAGUGCCAUGGCACCAGCUGACGUCUCACAGAAUGCCCCUUUUCAGUGCCUGACAGUCUCACAAUUACCAGCCGACACCUCCGUAAUGUUUGGUGCCUGAUGGUGUAACAGCCAGCCAACUGGAAUUUUCUCCUUCAGUGCCCAAUAGCCAAUCUCCAGAUGCCUUUCUUCUGUGCCCAACCACCUCUGAAUGCCACCAUUCCUUGCCCAUUAGUGCCACAAUGCUGUCUCCCUCCAGUACUGUACUCCUGCUGAUCCCAUAGCAUUCCUCUCCUUACACUCGACAGCCACACCAUGCCCUUGUCUACAAGCCAGCAUUCCACCAACACGUCUGCUUUGUUUUCGACUUGUCUCGAGGGCCCUACAAGGCUACGGUGUUCCUCUUCUGUGCCAUGGGCGGUAACUGGCCCUGCCCACCACACAUGUUGUUUUCUUUUCCCCUCCUCUGCCUUCCCAGUCUCAUUUCCCUUUUGUGAUGUGCUGCCAUACCUUUGGGGAGAGGCAGUAACCUCCUCCUAGUCAUCUCGCCAUGCUGGCCACUCCUUUCUCCCUGAGUGGAAGUGUGUCUCCACACGUGGGAGCAGAAUCUUACUUGUAAUUUCUCUGUCCAUUUUCACUGUUUAUGGUUAGGCGUACGAGCUAGAAAAGGGAUUCUGGUAGCCACUGAGGACAGAUGAUAGCAAUACACCAGGGAGGCAGAAAUCUUCUUCCUCUUUGUCCCUCAGUGUCCCAGAUUCUUAAAACGUUUUUGAAAUAACAAAACUUCCCUCACUGUAUCCAGCCUGUGCCGUUUUCCCUACCUCAGUCGCCUCUUACCCUCAGGUCUAUAUCUGAGGAAAAAUGGUCCCUUGUAUUUACUGUCGGUGGCUAGAAGUAGCGUAGUGUUGCAGGCCUAGCACCUCUCGCCUCCUGCUUUCACAUUCAAACCUUGUUUUGCCAAAGCCUCCUGAAACCAAAGGGCCCCAUCCGGGCCUCCUACCAAUGAGAGCAGAGAGUAGGCCUCUGAGGUACUGCCAAUUAGCAAGAGGCCAAAUAAGUUCACCCAGGCAGAGAGAGCUUUCUAACUGCAUGUCUCUCCUGUAGCCCAGAUGAGCAGGAUUGUUGCCUACUUAAAUUCAGGGGUGCGAGCAAAGGAGGAUAGGGGGAGGGAGAUAGGCCGUAGGGAGUACCUGGAAUUGUCGUAAGUCAGUCCAGCACAAGGGAUAAUAUGGUCCAUAUAGACCUAUGGGAUGGGCUAAGGUUACCAGACAGGAGGCCCUCUAUUUACCCAGGCUACUUUAGUAGGGCCUCAUUUACGGCCUAGGUUUCCAUGUUGUGCCUGACCAACUUCUCUGGCAGUUCCUCUGAGCCUUUCGGUAGCAUUGGAGGAAGCCUAGAAGGCUGUGGAGUAUCCCUGGGUUGCCUUGCUUUACUGUGAUGUUGUUGAGACCCUGCUGUAGCAUUGAUUUGUUAUGCCUCUGGAUCUGGCCCAUCCGGACCCUGCCUAAUGAAGUGACGGUUGUGUCUGCUGUUUGUCCCUCCUUGCUGCUGCCUUGCAUUGCCCGUCGGCUCCCGCACCGGCACGUGGCAGGCCUCCUCGCCACAUGUGAAGUGUCAUUCCAGAGGGUGAUAACCCUGCGGGAUCUGAGAACCAGAGCCAAACGAUCAGCACUUUUGUAAUUAUGACAAUAAAGUAAUUGUGCAAAGCCGGUGUUGGUCUUUCCUAGAGGGCCAGCCCCUUUGAAACAGA